This is a messenger RNA of Drosophila busckii, 1354 nucleotides long. The record is from RefSeq and is a predicted model, not a curated record. The coding region runs from base 387 to 1181 and encodes 264 amino acids. NCBI's taxonomy places the organism in Eukaryota, Metazoa, Arthropoda, Insecta, Diptera, Drosophilidae. The transcript has 2 exons.
UGUUAUUUGUUAGAAAUUCUUGUCGUUCGUUUGUUUUUUUCUAUCAAAAUUUUUUUUUCGUUUUCGUUUCGACACUCCUCCGGCAAAAAGACACCCAAAAAAUUCAAUGUUUAGCUAAGCAAAUCAACAAGCAGUGAAGCUCGCUCUUGCAGUGCAGUGCAGUGUCCAGGAAAGGUGACCCACGUGAAUUAUGUGACAGCAGCAGCGCCGGAUCAGGGGCCACAGCGCACGGUAACAGCUCGACCCAAACAGCCAACAGCCAACUGAUUUCCCAUAUUGCCCCCAACCCAACUGCCACCACCCCCCGCCCGCCCAGAUCUCUCUUCUUUCAGCAUAGAUAGAUAGAGGCCAGUGGAACCAGCAAUCAAUUUGGCUAAUAGUCCAACAUGGCCAUACACGAGCAGAUCGACAAUUUGAACAUCUGGUGGUUCCCGCGCGACUUCUGCCAGUCGCGCUUCGGCGAGUUUCAGCAGAGCGGCACCAAUUCGUGCACCUUGAUCUCGCUCAUACUCGCCGACAAGGUGGCCAAGGCGGAGAGGUUCUAUCAUCGGGUUGCGGAGCUGCCACCGCGUGGCUGGGAGAUCUUUGGCAAUGCUAUGAACGAUGGCAACAGUGUUUAUCACAAUGUUAUUACGGCCCACACGCCGAUGGCUCGCAAUUUAAAUCUGAAUAUACCCGAUGCCAUAUCGGCGAUACGUUCGCAGCACAAGAUGAACUUUCGGCUGGAGGAGUGGUUCUAUACGCACAUGGAGGCUGAUCCCACCACUCCCAUGUACAAUCGCAAUGUGGCCAUGCAGCUGUCGCGCAUCUUCCAGAUCACUCUGCAGGUUUUUCAGCAGGCCGCUGGCAGCAACAGGGACAUGCCAUCGAAUCUGUUUGCCGCCAUCAUUGCGGACAGUCGCACGGUCAUGAUGACCUUUGACUUUCGCGCCUCCAUAGUGGCGCUCUUCGAUUCGCAUCAGCAUGGCCGCGAUGCGGGCGCCGUCUUUGCCCAGUGCACCAUACAGAAUAUCGAUGAUUUGCUAUUCUGGUUCAUCAGCAUGCUGCACAAUGUCUACUCCAGCCGGCCCGCCCUCUUCGAGAUCUCAUUUCUAAGCUCGCAGCCGGGCGUGGCCAAGCGCAUACCGCCGGCCAUCAAGAAGAUUGCGAAUGACAUCAAGAAGCCCUCAAAGAUACACUAGACGCUGUCAAUUGAUAAGCUCCCAUAGCUAAGAUCUGCGGCACGCGCAGCAGCAAAAGAAGCAGCAGAGCUAAUGCUAAAUCGUUUGGGCUAACAAAUUUCAGGCUGAGUCUUGGUUCGAAAAAUUAUAAGCAAAUUAAAUUAAAAAAGUAAAUUCAAUAAAUUUCUAAUAAC